AUGCGGGGCCGUCUUCGACAUCGCUUCUUGGCUCUCGCCCUCGGGAUCGCCUUGCACAGCUGCCCUGUUGGCUUCCUCGGCUACAAAGGCGAGACGCCGUUCAGGCAGUGCAGUCAAAGCAGACGUGUGGUACUCCGUGCUUCUUUCGACCAACAAAGGGCUGCCAAGCAAGAGCUCUUGGAUGCCGUGAAGGAUUUCAAACGUGAGCUGAGCAAGAGCGGUGGCGACUUGAGUAUAGACUUCGGGGUGAAGGGCGGCGAGCUCGACAAAAAGGAUCGAGCGCCAAAGAACUUAGCUGCUGCAGGGGUCUUCCGUGCCGUCUCGGGAGAUCUUGGAGAUGCUGCAGAUCGCGUUCUCGAACUGGCGGACUUGCUUGCCCGGUAUACGCCCAACAAAGAGCCACUGAAGCACUUUGGAACGUCACUGGGAUCGGAGUGUGCGUUGCAUGGAGCUUGGAGCUUGCUGUUCACGACAGCCGCCGAUGCAACAUUCACGAAGAACAGCACUCGGGGUGCCGCCAAAGUGUGCAACGUCGUGGAUGCAGUGGCCGGCACGGUAACGAACUGCAUCGACUUUGAAGAAACCUCAGCUCUUGAGAGCCUUCGAGUACGACUGACUGCGCGUCCAGCUAGCCCAAGGCGCUUGGACCUGGCCUUCAGAUAUAUACGUGCCCGAGUGAAAAGCUUCUUCGGCAUCCCGCUGGGCGGCCGGCGACUAACGCUGACGCUGCCGGUACCUGGUCCAUUCCUGACACGAGUCUUAUCUUUCUUUACCAGGAAGCCGCCGCCACAACCGUACUUCGAUCUCCUGUACUUGGAUGACACCCUGCGUGUACAUAGAACAGGCCAGGGUAACCUUUUCAUACAAGAGAUCACGAAGCCGCCGCCUUUCGUUUAA
This is a messenger RNA of Symbiodinium necroappetens, 897 nucleotides long. The record is from the annotation of a GenBank genome assembly. Lineage: Eukaryota; Dinophyceae; Suessiales; Symbiodiniaceae.